AGUGUCGUCAUAAACAAGCGGUCCGUGACGAGCCAGCCAACAAUCUUCAAACUAAACUUUCUCUAAAGAUUCAGACACACUAAGUGCUGGAUAUGAACAUGACACUCAAACAUACCGACGAUGUUUAACGUGAACACCGCGGAACGAAGUGCUGACUGACAUUACGUCGCUUGUUGAUGACGAAGCUGUCCCACCCCGCGGAGUUCUUCAUACGGGUUCAUGCAGCCUCCAGCGCGGGAAACAUUAGCAGCGCAGAUGUGAGGGUGAAGUUUUUAGAUACCAAACAAUUUAACAACAGUUAUGGACCCCACGGAGGUAGAGUUCCUCGCUGAGAAAGAGACGGUGAAGAUAAUCCCGAACUUCAGCCUGGACAAGGUCUAUCUGAUCGGGGGCGAUCUGGGUCCCUUCAACCCUGGACUGCCAGUUGAUGUUCCCGUGUGGUUGGCCCUUAACCUGAAGCAGAGACAGAAGUGCAGGAUUAUGCCUCCUGCCUGGAUGGAUGUAGAGAAACUGGAGGAGAUGCGAGACCUUGAGAGGAAAGAGGACGCCUUUACACCCGUUCCCAGUCCUUACUAUAUGGAGCUGACCAAACUGCUGCUGAACUAUGCUUCUGACGACAUCCCGAAGGCAGACGAGAUCCGCACGCUGGUCAAAGACAUCUGGGACACACGCGUUGCCAAACUCCGCCUCUCGGCAGACAGCUUCAUCAGUCAGAUGGAGGCUCAUGCCAAGCUGGACAACCUGACUCUGAUGGAGAUCAACACCAUACGAUCGUUCCUUCUUGACUCUCUCAACUGCAUGUACAAACUACGCUCCAAUCUGCAGCCCGGUGCGAGUAAAGGACAGUUCAAGGACUAUUGAUCCACGAGAUCAAGAUCCAGACCUGCUGAAUGGGUCUGGAUCUGUGGAGCAGACUGUGGUUAAAGCCGCGGGUACUUACUCAGAAGGCCCUUCAUUACCCAAAGGACUGUUUUGGGUUUUUUUGUUUGUUUGUUUGUUUGUUUGUUUGUUUGUUUUUCAGAAAUGGAAUCCAUGAGAUUUAUGUAAAUGUCUGAUUGAAGCCUUUUUUUAAGAGGUUAUAUUCAUUUUGAGGGAGGCACGUGUUAAUACAUACACAUUCAAAGAAGCACAUAGGCUGUAUAUGUAUCUGCUGGUUUAAAUAUGUGGAUAUUUAAUUUAAUUCAGGACGCUCACUGUAGUUUAAAACCGCCACCAUUUUUGUAUAUGACAAGAAGUAACAAAAAUAAAUGUGUUUGUUAAUAUA
Acanthopagrus latus (yellowfin seabream) is the source of this 1264-nucleotide messenger RNA. RefSeq names its product GINS complex subunit 2 (gene gins2). Gene Ontology annotation, biological process: DNA replication; double-strand break repair via break-induced replication. The record is from RefSeq and is a predicted model, not a curated record. The coding region runs from base 301 to 861 and encodes 186 amino acids. Gene Ontology annotation, cellular component: GINS complex; nucleus. NCBI's taxonomy places the organism in Eukaryota, Metazoa, Chordata, Actinopteri, Spariformes, Sparidae. The transcript is spliced from 5 exons.